Messenger RNA from Rubroshorea leprosula, 539 nucleotides. The record is from the annotation of a GenBank genome assembly. Lineage: Eukaryota; Viridiplantae; Streptophyta; Magnoliopsida; Malvales; Dipterocarpaceae.
CUCCUCUCCGAUCAACAAAAUUCAUAUCUGAAAUUUUUUUUGGUUUCCUCCUUCAAUGGCGACUUCUCGAACGACCCUCCCGCUUUGGUUUCUCGUUCACCUCUUCUUGUUUUCUUCUUCUUCUUCUGCUUCUGUUAUUUCGCUUCCUUCCGAUUCGGAUAAAGCUUCGGUGGCUUUGUACUAUGAAUCCCUGUGCCCUUACAGUGCUAAUUUCAUAAUCAAUUACCUCACUAAGCUCUUCGAAGAUGAUCUCAUCUCCAUCGUCGACCUCCGCCUCCUUUGAGCUCAUGGAUGCAGAAGAUGACAGCUUAAGUGUAAAUCAACUUCCAGGUUUCAUAAUUCAUAUACUCGAGAUUGUGUUUUUCACUGUUGUUAAGUUUUAUUCGGGACUUUAGGUAGCUGGUUGUAGCAUUGCGACUUGAAGUUUAUCUAAACUGUAAGCCAAAAAAAUGAACACAAGAUAUCAAAUGUCCUGAUGCAACUGCCCGGUCCAGGCUUUUGUUUGCGGGCUUAACCCCAAAUAAUAUGAGGAGUUGUAG